Molecule: messenger RNA, 926 nt
Organism: Phalaenopsis equestris
Lineage: Eukaryota; Viridiplantae; Streptophyta; Magnoliopsida; Asparagales; Orchidaceae
Product: V-type proton ATPase subunit F
Exons: 5
Coding region: 152-544 (130 amino acids)
Biological process (GO): proton transmembrane transport
Cellular component (GO): membrane; proton-transporting V-type ATPase, V1 domain
Molecular function (GO): proton-transporting ATPase activity, rotational mechanism
Source: RefSeq, a predicted model, not a curated record
UACAUCUGCCUUCACAGCUCGGAAGGUUCGGCAAUCGCUAGUCUGACAACUGUAGGGCUUCAGCAAAACCCUAACCAUCUUCCAAAUCCGGGGUUCUUCCGCUCCAUCGUUUUCUCAUCUUCCACAAAGGUUUUUUUCGCAGUCUUUUGCAAUGGCUGGAAGAACUCAGAUAGCUACCAAGAGUUCUGCUCUUAUAGCCAUGAUUGCUGAUGAGGACACUGUGACUGGAUUUUUACUUGCUGGAGUUGGUAAUGUUGAUUUGCGAAGAAAGACCAACUACCUCAUUGUGGACUCAAAAACAACUGUAAAAGCUAUUGAAGACGCAUUCAAAGAGUUCACAACAAAGGAGGAUAUCGCAAUAGUUCUUAUCAGUCAAUAUGUGGCGGACAUGAUAAGAUUUCUGGUGGAUAGCUACAACAAACCUGUUCCUGCAAUUCUGGAGAUUCCUUCAAAGGAUCAUCCUUAUGAUCCUACGCAUGAUUCUGUGCUCUCUAGGGUUAAGUAUUUGUUCUCUGCUGAGUCCAUCGCAUCAGACAGGCGCUAAAACCAGAUCCUCAUCCAUAUAUUUAUUAUGGCUUCAGCUAAGAGUGUAAGAAAUAAAGGAAGAUUUACAUACGUACAGCUCUAUUCUUAUGUAUUUACAUAUUUAACACCUAUAUAUUUUUUUUACAUAUAUGCCACCUUAGCUAUGCAUAAGCAUAAAAUGGUGGUAUAAAUGUGAGAAAUGAAGUUGAGGUGUAGAUAUGCAAAUACAUAUAAAUUGGGUGGUAUCUAUGUAAAUGCUCCAAAAAUAAAUCAGUUAUGAAUUAUUGGAGGAUGUAAAAAAAAAAAAAUCAUUUUGAUUAUUGGGUGACUUGUGUAAUAACGAUAUACUUGUAUGUUUGGCUGCUUGUUUAAAUAAAGCUUAAAGAUUGAAGAGACAUUAA